AUGGCGUCCAUCUCGUUCUGCGGUGAAUGGUCAGUACUCGUCUCGAGUUGAUCGGUGCGUCCAUCUUGAAAGUGCCCGACUGACCUCGCUCCCUCCCCCCUCGACGUGCCCGUCCAGCAACAACCUCUUGUACCCCAAGGUAAGCUCACAUCCCAUCAUCCUCACAGGGUGCAGCAUACUGAACCAGCUGCGAUCUCUUCGUAGGAGGACAAGGUCUCGCACGUGUUGAUGUACGCCUGUCGCAACUGUCACUACAAGGAGGAGACCACCAACCCUUGCGUGUACAAGCAUGAUCUGUUGGUCGUGUCAAAGUGAGAGACCACACCGGGCACACGCUCAAGCGAAAGGCGUGUCUCCUCGGAUCUGACACCGGCUGACACCGGUGGCGAUAUGUAGGGAAACCGCAGGUGUGACGCAGGACUUGCAGACCGAUCCGACUUUGGUCAGUCCAUACACACAAGUCACGACCGAGUGGGUAGCUGCGACCCAUGAUCGCUCCUUUGGACUGACAGACGGCGUCACCAACCACAGCCAAGAUCAAAUAUCGAAUGUCCAAGAUGGUGAAUGCUCCCCCCCUACCGUCUACCGUUGGGCCGUGUCUUGAGCUCAGGGGAACACCCCACAAGACGACGAUCCCGUCCGCAGUGCUGAUUCUUCCCUUCUCGCCAUUGACGCCAUGACCAUCACCUCUGAUCUCUCUCGUCACCUAUCCAACAGUCAACACAAAGAGUCAGUACAGAACGAGCACUGGGACCCCACUCCGGACCGUAACUGAUCUCAACCUACCCGCGUGGUCAGAGCCGUCUUUUUCCAAGGUCAAGCCAAACGAACCGAUACCAAGAUGACGCUCUUCUUCGUCUGCACAAAGUGGGUGUCGACGUCUUCUUUCGGAAUUCGGGUUUUCGGUGGCGCCCCAUGCUGUGAUCUUCGGAAUUACUCUGGCACUGACGAUCAACCGACCGCUUCCGGUCCUCCCUCUCCCCCCAACUCGCAGUUGCCACAAGACGUUCCAGGAUCCCAUCCUGAAUCGACGAUAG
Molecule: messenger RNA, 1037 nt
Organism: Microbotryum saponariae
Lineage: Eukaryota; Fungi; Basidiomycota; Microbotryomycetes; Microbotryales; Microbotryaceae
Source: the annotation of a GenBank genome assembly